GAAGGGGCGGGAAGAAGGGAGUGGAGAGCCUGCGAGGGAGGCGGCGGUGUUUGUGCUGCUCGGCGGUGGCACGUUAUCCCCACGACCAUGGACACCCCGGGGUAGGGCCCCUCUCCCAGCGGGGUGGCUGCGGCCCCUCCGCGCCCGCCGAGACGCAGCGCCCGCGGCAACAUGCCAGCUCCUGAGCAGACACCCCUGGAGGAAGGCCUGCAUCAGAAUCCCCAAGAAUCUUCCACAAGCCCGGGCAUGGAAACAGAGGCUACUGCUACCACUAUUCUGGCUUCUGUAAAAGAACAGGAACUCCAGUUUCAAAGGCUCACCAGAGAGCUUGAGGUGGAAAGACAAAUUGUUGCCAGUCAGUUGGAAAGAUGCAGGCUUGGAACGGAAUCACCGAGCCUUGCAAGCACAAGCUCUACUGAAAAAUCAUUUCCCUGGAGAUCAGCAGAUUUGCCAAACACAGGUGUAAAUAAACUCAGAACAUCUGAUAGUAUUCAUAUUACUUCUUAUCAUGUUGGAACAGAGCCAGAACAAGGGAAUCUCUACUCACCAGAGCAGACAUCGCUCCAUGAAAGAUCAGUGGGUAACUCAAGAAGCUCAACACAGAUGAAUUCCUACUCAGACAGUGGAUAUCAGGAAGUAAGCAGUUUCCAUAAUACCCAGAACCUUAGCAAGGGAGAAAACAGACAGCAGCAUUCCUUUAUUGGCGCAAAUAAUAACCAUUUGGUGAGAAGUUCAAGGGCUGAAGGACAAGCUUUAGUUCAGACAUCAAACAUAGCUGCCAACAGAGCCAUGAGACGCGUAAGUUCUGUUCCAUCAAGAGCCCAGUCUCCCUCAUAUGUAACUACCACAGGAGUUUCCCCUUCAAGGGGAUCGCUCAGAACUUCUCUAGGAAGUGGCUAUGGUUCACCAUCUGUCACUGAAUCACGGUCUCUUAAUUCUAAUGUGUUUUCAUCAACGUUACCUGCGCAACGAGCAGCAUCUCCAUUUACUACACAGAGACCUGCUUCGCCAGUAGCACUGCGCCGCAUGGGCUCAGUAACAUCCAGGCAGCCAACUAACCCCAAUGGGGGUACUCCACAGUAUCAGACUUCAGUCAGAGUUGGCUCACCUCUUUCGCUAAAUGAAACUCAAACAAGAGUAGGCUCUCCACCCCCAACCCAAGUUGGAUCUUCAUCACCAAAGCGUUCUGGAAUGACUGCGGUUCCGCAGCAUUUGGGAACAACGUUACAACGGACAAUUCAUGACAUUGAGCAAUAUACACAACAGUAUGAUAUCUAUGAAAGAAUGGUUCCACCCCGGCCUGAUAGCCUUACAGGUUUGAGAAGCUCAUAUGCUAGUCAGCACAGUCAACUUGGCCAAGAGCUACGUUCAACUGUAUCUCCUGAACUACACAUUACUCCCAUAUAUGAAGGCAGAACCUAUUAUAGUCCAGUAUAUCAUAGUCCUAAUCAUGGAUCAGCUGAUGUGCAUCAAGGGUCUCAAACAGCAUUAUAUCGAACUGGAUCAGGUGUUGGAAAUCUGCAAAGAUCUUCCAGUCAGCGUAGCACGCUUACAUACCAAAGAAACAAUUAUGCUCUGAACACAACAGCUACCUACGCGGAACCCUACAGGUCGCUUCAUUAUCGGCUUCCAGAGUCCAAUUACAACAGGAUGCAGCAUGCAACUCCAGCAGAUGAUGGGACAACGAGAUCUCCAUCCAUAGACAGUAUCCAGAAAGAUCCCAGAGAAUUUGCAUGGCGGGAUCCAGAAUUGCCUGAAGUAAUUCACAUGCUUCAGCAUCAGUUCCCAUCAGUUCAAGCCAACGCCGCAGCCUACCUACAGCACCUGUGCUUUGGAGAUAACAAAGUAAAAACGGAGGUGUGUAGGUUAGGAGGAAUCAAACAUCUGGUUGACCUGUUGGAUCACAGGGUCCUUGAAGUUCAGAAGAACGCUUGUGGUGCUCUGCGAAACCUGGUUUAUGGAAAGUCUACUGAUGAGAAUAAAAUAGCAAUGAAAAAUGUUGGUGGGAUACCUGCACUUUUACGCUUGCUAAGAAAAUCAAUUGAUGCAGAAGUAAGAGAACUUGUCACAGGUGUUCUCUGGAACCUGUCUUCAUGCGAUGCAGUAAAAAUGACAAUCAUUCGAGAUGCUCUGUCAACAUUAACAAACACUGUGAUAGUUCCUCAUUCUGGGUGGAAUAAUUCUUCCUUUGAUGAUGAUCAUAAAAUUAAAUUCCAGACUUCUCUAGUUCUGCGCAACACAACAGGAUGCCUGAGGAAUCUAAGCUCCGCAGGUGAGGAGGCACGGAAACAGAUGAGAACUUGUGAAGGCCUGGUUGAUUCUUUGUUAUAUGUGAUCCACACAUGUGUGAACACGUCUGAUUAUGACAGCAAGACAGUAGAAAACUGUGUGUGCACACUACGAAACCUUUCCUACCGUCUAGAGCUUGAGGUACCUCAGGCUCGUCUUCUGGGUAUAAAUGAACUGGAUGUUUUUGGAAAAGAGUCGCCUAGUAAAGAUUCAGAGCCAAGUUGCUGGGGGAAGAAGAAGAAGAAAAAGAAGAAAACUUCACAAGAGGAUCAGUGGGAUGGAGUUGGUCCAAUACCAGGAUUGUCCAAGUCUCCCAAAGGUGUGGAAAUGCUGUGGCAUCCUUCUGUAGUAAAACCAUAUCUAACUCUUCUAGCUGAAAGCUCCAAUCCUGCCACUUUGGAGGGCUCUGCAGGAUCUCUCCAGAAUCUGUCUGCAGGCAACUGGAAGUUUGCAGCUUAUAUCCGAGCUGCUGUUAGAAAAGAGAAAGGGCUUCCGAUUCUCGUGGAACUGCUAAGAAUGGACAACGACAGGGUUGUUUCUUCUGUGGCCACCGCUUUGAGAAAUAUGGCAUUAGAUGUUCGCAACAAGGAGCUUAUUGGUAAAUAUGCUAUGCGAGACCUGGUGAAUCGCCUUCCUGGAGGCAAUGGACCCAACAUUCUCUCUGAUGAAACGGUGGCGGCAAUCUGUUGUGCUCUGCAUGAAGUCACCAGCAAAAACAUGGAAAAUGCCAAAGCCUUAGCUGACACAGGAGGAAUAGAAAAACUGGUGAACAUAACCAAAGGCAGGGGGGACAGGUCAUCACUGAAGGUUGUCAAGGCAGCAGCCCAGGUGCUAAACACAUUGUGGCAAUACCGUGACCUCCGAAGCAUAUAUAAAAAGGAUGGUUGGAAUCAAAAUCAUUUUAUUACCCCAGUGUCAACACUCGAGCGUGACAGAUUCAAGUCACAUCCCUCCUUGUCUACAACAAAUCAGCAAAUGUCACCUAUCAUUCAGUCAGUUGGCAGCACAUCUUCAUCACCGGCGCUAUUAGGAAUUAGAGAUCCUCGUUCCGAUUAUGAUAGGACACAGACUUCUAUGCAGUAUUACAAUAGCCAAGGUGAUGGGAUUGCACAUAAAGACAUCUAUACUGGGUCCAGCAAACCAUCACCAAUUUAUAUCAGUUCCUAUUCUUCGCCAGCAAGGGACCAAAAUAGACGACUGCAGCAUCAGCAGUUGUACUACAGUCAAGAUGAUUCCAGUAGAAAGAACUAUGAUGCGUACAGGUUAUAUUUGCAAUCACCACAUAGCUACGAAGACCCCUAUUUUGAUGAUCGAGUUCACUUCCCGGCUGCUACAGAUUACUCAGCACAGUAUGGACUGAAAACAACCACAAACUAUGUAGACUUCUAUUCCACCAGACGACCUUCUUAUAGAGCCGAACAAUAUCCCGGGUCACCUGAUUCCUGGGUGUAGCAUUAGAAAAAAAUCACAAAGAACGACACUGUAUCUUUCUAACUUUGCUUGAGAAGAGAUUUGAGUUAUAGGUUUGCAGUUUUGAGGGAGAAAUGUGAAAGUGAAUUACAAAGAAGGGGGGAAAAGGAAGAGCUUCUUUUCAAGGGGAUUAUCAGGAAGACAUGAAAGGAAUUGGAAAGGGAGAACUUUUGCUCUGUCUAGAUGUUAGAUCUAAUAACUUGUAGUUCCUGUAGUCUGGUGAAGGUGUGGGCAAUGUGAUGAAAGGUUUGAGAAUUGGAAGGAGAAAUGGUUUUGAGAAAUGCAUAGGUCAGAUCAAAUUGCCGAUGAUUUUUUUAAAAAAAAUGUGAAUAAAAGUCUUGUUCUCAUAGUUUGUACAGAAAAAAUGGAUGCCGUUCUUGUUUUACUGCUACUACUAAAUGUCAAGAUUGUAUGCUAUCAUGUAUUGUAAAUUUAUUUUAGUUUGUGUAAAUAUGGAAAUGCCACAUUGGUUGAAAGUGCCAUCAUUUGUAAUGCCGUGUGUCAUUUUAAAAACCAAUUUUAAAAGCUGACAACUUUAAAAAGAGAGAGAGAGAGAAAGAGACAAAAUAUAAGGAAUUGUUAUAAAUAAAUAUCAUUUUGUUUUUAAAAUGAAUGGUGUAAUUUUGAAGCACAAACCUCAGUCCAAUAUAUCUGCAUCUUUCUCAUUCCCUGCCUCUUUCAUAGAAAUACAUCACUGCCAUUUUUUAUGCAUAUGGGAAAAAAAUAAAUAUGGAAGUCUCAU
Gekko japonicus is the source of this 4501-nucleotide messenger RNA. RefSeq names its product plakophilin 4 (gene PKP4). Gene Ontology annotation, molecular function: cadherin binding. Gene Ontology annotation, cellular component: nucleus; cytoplasm; adherens junction. Lineage: Eukaryota; Metazoa; Chordata; Lepidosauria; Squamata; Gekkonidae. Gene Ontology annotation, biological process: cell-cell adhesion; cell-cell junction assembly. The record is from RefSeq and is a predicted model, not a curated record.